GUGUGCGUGUGUGUGUUUGUGUAGGGCAUUCAUCAAUGGGUGUACUGGCUUCUUCACAGGGAGACGGGAACAUUAGAUACUAUGAGAUAAGCACUGAGAAGCCCUACCUCCAUUAUCUCAUGGAGUUCCGGUCACCGGCGCCACAGAAAGGCCUUGGUGUGAUGCCAAAACAUGGGCUGGACGUGGGGGCCUGUGAAGUCUUCCGAUUCUACAAGCUGGUGACACUGAAGGGUCUCAUCGAGCCUAUUUCAAUGAUCGUCCCGAGGAGGUCGGAGACAUACCAAGAAGAUAUCUACCCCAUGACGGCAGGGACAGAACCCGCCCUCACAGCUGACGAGUGGCUCAGCGGGAUCGACCGAGAUCCAGUGCUCAUGUCCCUGAAGGAGGGAUACCGGAGACCCAGCCAGCUGGUUUUCAAGGCUCCCGUGAAGGAGAAGAAGAGCGUGGUGGUCAACGGCAUCGACCUGCUGGAGAAUGUGCCACCCAGGACAGAGAACGAGCUCCUGCGGAUGUUCUUCAGGCAGCAGGACGAGCUGCGGCGCCUCAAGGACGAGCUCAUGCAGAAGGACGUUAAAAUCCGCCAGCUGGAGCUCGAGCUCAACAAUCUGAGGAACAGCCCCUGCAACAAGUGACCCCUGACCCCCGUCCAUCUCUCCAGCCCACCCUCGUCCUCCUCACCGCCCCCCCGGCAUCGCCGAAGCUGAAUGCGCGCACCUCCACUCCAGCACCCCCUCGCUCAGCGCAGGCACGGCCGAAUGCUCGUCCUAAACAAGCAAGGCUUUGAAAGACUCCCUGUCCUCUGGCCCAGCUCCUGGCUCCCCGCCAGCCAGAAGAGCCUAAACUGAAUGGGUGGGUCUCCCUUUGUGGAGGCUGCCUUUAGUUUGACUGGGUGAGCAAGAGAAUGUCGGUUUUCAGUGUGGUAAUUAAACACAGCAAACUCCUCUCCCCUUUUCUCGUGAAUGUACAGGACAGACUGCAAAAGCUACCAAUGGCUCCGACUUUCUAAGUGCUCAGGCUAAGGCCCGAAACAGCCCAAUGGGCUUAGAGUCUGAUAACAUCCAUUUGUCUUUUUUUUAUUAUUUAUUCAAUUGUAUUUUUAAUCACUCUUCCUACUAUCUCCUGUUUACCACACAGUGUAGUGUUAUUAACCACUUUGACAGGAUCACAGAAGAGGCAUUUGUCGUAACAAAAUAAUAUUUCUGUAUAAAAAGAUGGACUAGAGCUUGAUGGUAAUGGGCUGUCAGCACUAGCGGGUUCCUGCAGGCGUGCGAAUGCCGCGGCCGGUAAGCGAGGUGGCGGCAUGCGGGACACGGAUGUUCGGUGGAGUUGCAGGAAGAGCAGUGCUAUUGCGCAAUUCGAAUAACCUGAAGUUUCAGUUUGAAAUAAUAAUGAUUAAUGUGUAUAAAGGGAUAUAACUGUAACCGGUGUAAGUUGCUUUGGAUAAAACAUCUGCUAAACAGCAAUAAUAGUAAUAAUGAUACUUCCAACAUCAUAAAAACUGAAUUCUAUGA
Messenger RNA from Paramormyrops kingsleyae, 1511 nucleotides. The record is from RefSeq and is a predicted model, not a curated record. Lineage: Eukaryota; Metazoa; Chordata; Actinopteri; Osteoglossiformes; Mormyridae.